UUUUUUCCAUCAUGGGAAAAUGAGGUUUUUGGUAAUUGGUCUGAUCGUCGCCUGUGUGGCCUUCGGCAUAUCUUUAGACUAUGGUGUUGCUCAAACAGCUGGAGCUACUCCAGCAGCGACAACAGGAGGAGCUGGAGGAGUUAAUUCAGCAGCGGCUACAGGAGGUGCUGGAGGAGUUGCUCCAGCACAAGCAGCAGCAGCAGCACCAGCAGCAGCUCCAGCAGCAGCUCCAGCAGCAGCUCCAGCAGCAGCUCCAGCAGUAGCUCCAGCAGCAGCUCCAGCGGCGGCUCCAGCAGCAGCGCCAGCAGCAUCAGGAGGAGGUUAUUCUGGAAAUACAGAUCAAUCAGGAGGUGAUGGAACAGCGGAUGCAACUUCUUCACCAGCAGCAGCACCAGCAGCAGCAGCACCACCAGCAGCAGCACCACCACCAGCAAAUCCACCAGCAGAUGGAGGACAAAAUUCAGAAGCAUCAGAAAGCCACAACCAUAAUAAUUUAAUAGCAGGCGGAAUAGGAGCAAUCUUCGGAGGACUAGGUACAGGAUUAUUUAUGAAUCGUAGAUAUAAAAAAAAGAAACGAAGAUAUAUGCAACAAUAUGGAUAUCACGGCAAUGGAAAUGGUGGAUAUGAUCAUGAAAGAUAUGGACGUCAUAACAAUGGUCGACAGAAUAGUUAUGGAUAUGGAGGUGGUGGGGGCCAUCCAUAUCAAAAUGGUGGGAACAAUAAUUAUGGAAGUGGUGGAGGCUCUGGAUAUACUGGAGGUUUUGGACAUGGUGAAGGCUCCGGAACUGGACAUUCUGGAUAUAAUUCCCAUCUUGAUUAUGAUCAUGAACAAGAACGUGAACGUGAACAUGAACGUGAACGUGAACAUGAACGUGAACGUGAACGUGAACAUGAACGUGAACGUGAACGUGAACAUGAACGUGAACGUGAAAAAGAACGUCAUGAGCAUGAUCAUGAAAAGAAACAUGAUCAUCCUGAUGAUAAACACCCUGAUAAGGACCAUGGUAAACACCAUGAUAAAGACCAUGAGAAACACCCUGACAAAGACCAUGAGAAACACCCUGAUAAAGAUCAUGAGAAACACCCUGAUAAAGAUCAUGAGAAACACCCUGAUAAAGAUCAUGAGAAAAAAUCUGAUCCUAAAAAAGAUCCUAAAGAUGAUCAUCCUCCAAAUGUAAUUGUUGUCCAUACCGAGCACCAUAUACAUCAUUAUCCACCUGAUUAUAAACCAGAUGAUCAUAAAAAAGAUGACCAUAAACAAGAUGAUCAUAAGAAAGAUGAUCCUAAAAAAGAUGAUCAUAAAAAAGAUGAUCAUAAAAAUGAUGAUCAUAAAAAAGAUGAUCAUAAAAAUGAUGAUCACAAAACAGAUGACCACAAAAAGGAUGAAAAUAAGAAAGAUGAACCUAAACAUUAUGAAUCACCUUCACACCAACCAGAACACGCAACGAAAUAAUUUAAUUCAAAAGUUAUUAUUUAAUAAAAAUGGUUAUAAGUAUUCUCGUUCAUAAUAACUCUUGUAUCUAGAAGCUUUAAAGUAAAAU
Messenger RNA from Belonocnema kinseyi, 1541 nucleotides. Its product is annotated as U1 small nuclear ribonucleoprotein 70 kDa-like. Bases 20 to 1453 code for a protein of 477 amino acids. The transcript has 2 exons. Lineage: Eukaryota; Metazoa; Arthropoda; Insecta; Hymenoptera; Cynipidae. The record is from RefSeq and is a predicted model, not a curated record.